CAUGUCAUGAGAAAUUUCUAAUUAAAAAUCUCUUGGUAACAUUCAAAAUUCGCAGUGUUUUCAUAAAAUCAAAAAAAAAACAACAUAAAAUGACCAACUGCCGUUGCCGCCGUCCGUGUUACUGCUACCGGGUCGUUCCGGCAUUUAGCCGGCAGCAGAACCAGUGGUGCACCCUGAGCGAAGGCCCUCCCCGUAUCGACGUCUUCCGGCAGCAGCCACCCUGUCGUUCGCUGUUCCGGAAGUUUUUCCUGCGCGGAGACAUUCCCAUCCGGCGGAACUACUGCCGUGGCUCCCGAAACUUCAUCCGCUGGUGCGUGGCACCGGAACAGCUGGACCUUCGACGCUACCUGCCGCUGUUUUUCGAUGGGAUGUGCGAGGACACUUUCCCUUACCGGGAGUUCGCUAGGCAUGGCGUUCAUGAUAUACUGUCCGUGGCCAAGGAAAAGCAGGUCCUGUGCUGCCUGCCGCUGGUGAUCCUGCCCAUGAAAAAGGCCCUUAGCUCAAAGAAUCCAGAUGUCAUAAUUGCCACGUUAAGAGCCAUCCAGCAGCUGCUUCAAGUGGGACCCUGCAUUGGACGCGCCCUGGUGCCGUACUACCGACAGCUUCUGCCGAUUGUUAAUCUGUUCCGCAACUUCAACGUCAACCAGUGCGAUAGGAUCGAUUUCAAGGGCGGCCAUCGGUUGGGUGACGUCAUCCGGGAAACGCUUUGUCUGAUGGAGCAAACCGGUGGAAAGGAUGCGUACCUCAACAUCAAGUACAUGGUUCCAACCUACGAAAGCUGUGUGCUCAACAGAUGAUUUAGGUUUUGAGAUUUAUAAAUAAUGGAACGGUUCGAAGUUUGCUCAAGGCAUUUGCUGUCAAGUAAUUCUUUUUUUGUUUUGUUUAUUAAAAACGUUUUACAUGACCUUCUUGAGUAUUCUGUAUAUUUGGUACACAUUUAAUAUGAAAAUUUGCCACCAAGGUAUUGUAGACCAACAAUGAAGAGAUUGUUAAAUGUAGCUCGUAAGUCUGAUUGAACAACUUUUCUUCUGAUCAAUGUCGAAUCAACAGUUGGAAAGUUUUUCUACCAGCAAUGAAUCGUUGUCCUGAAUCUCCAUCUAAUAUAUUUCUGAAGUCAAAACCUUUAGGAGUCACACACAGACGCACAAAAACCAACCUAAGUAAGUUACAGCCAAGUGAAAGAAGCAGCAGUGAAACUUCAAAAGUUUAUCCGUUAGCUUUUGCAGUAGGUAAGCAAAAAAAGAAAAUAAGAAGGAGGAAAUCUCGUAAAAUAAUGUAUGGCCAUGAUAAGCGGAAAAUUGGGCAAAGAACCUUCCCGGUAGCUCUUGUUGCCGUUUAGCAAGGCUAGACAUUAGACUACAGAUGUAUGUGUGUAUGUAUGUAGAGUAGAUACCAGAAUUCAACACAAGGCUGCCGUACAACCCCAGAACCAGAAUUGUAAGUGAACGAACAUUUUACGAACAGCACCCAUUCGCCCACCAGCCAUGAUGCAUUCCGGAUAUCUACGUAGUUCCUAGAGAAAGUUUGUUGUUUCCUUCUU
Messenger RNA from Uranotaenia lowii, 1540 nucleotides. Its product is annotated as parkin coregulated gene protein-like. The transcript is spliced from 4 exons. The coding region runs from base 90 to 797 and encodes 235 amino acids. NCBI's taxonomy places the organism in Eukaryota, Metazoa, Arthropoda, Insecta, Diptera, Culicidae. Gene Ontology annotation, molecular function: Hsp70 protein binding; Hsp90 protein binding. The record is from RefSeq and is a predicted model, not a curated record.